UUUUCUUUGCACGUGUUUUUCUGAAACUUUAAAACUGGACCCCAAAACAUGACGAAAAUUGAGAAUAUUUUUCUCGAAUAGCGUAGUUACAGGGUGUUUUGAGGGAAGAGGGAUUCAUUAUGGCUUCAGAGAGUGUUUUGUCUUAUUACUGGGAGCUUGCGUCGCCAAACGAAGGCACAAGAAUCAAAGCAGCUGAUGGACUUGUGAAGACGUUGGUUGAAUCUCAGGGACAGUAUGUUAAAGAGGGUGAAAAUGAAGAUCCCCUUUGCACUGACUUGAAUUAUAGCAUAAAACGUCUAGCAAAGGGCCUUGCUUCAUCAAGAAAAGGAGCCAGACAAGGAUUUGCYACAGUUUUGGCAGAAAUUCUACAUCAAUUUAAAUGUAUCAGCACUCCAGAUAUAAUGAAGUUAUUGGAGGAGCAUUUGCAAGUCACAGGGAGUGUUAAAAGUCAGGAAGAAAGAGAUGCAUAUAUUGGCCAUAUUUUUGGUUUAAUGUCUGUUGUCAGAUCACAUGACCUGAGCACCAAAACUAAGGCAAAAGAUUGCACUUGGUUGGAACAGGUUGUUUCAACUUUAAAACAGCUGAGUGAAAAGAAAAUUUACCUGAGAGAGCUUURUAUGAAGUCCAUUAUGGAUAUUAUUACCAUGAUUUCAUAUGAUGUCUUUGAACAACAUGUUCUGCCAUCGGUCAGGGAUUUUGUUUAUGGUGGAUGGCCAACUGCUUCGCCAGACUCUCUUCUUGUCGCUUUAUCUGUAAAAAAAAGAUUUGAGAAAAAUCUAGACAAGAAGACUUUCAAGAAAGCYUGGAAUAGUGUCAAUAUAUUAGAUAAGCAGAAUUAUUCAAAGCUGUUAAAUGUGUUACAGGAAUCUACUUCUGUUCAUCCCAAUGUGCACUGUGUCUGGGAUGAGGUAUUAAGUCAAGUUUUUCAAGAUGGGUCUGAGUGUUUUGAAGAGUUUUGGAGAAUUGUGGUAGAUGAUGGUUUGUUCAAGUCUACACAUGAUAGAAAAUACCUUGGUUUUUCACUCAUAUCCAAAGUCUUACCAAAACUCCAAGUUGACCAGGUUGCUAUGGUACUAAGUAAAAAUGUCAUGAGAUCUUUUAUCAAUAAUUUGUCAUCAAAUCAAAGCUAUCUUCACAAUGCYGCUAAACAUUUGUCYUCAUCAAUGCCUAUYGCUCUUGCUGAAAAUAAAGAUCAAGACGUAAUAGCUGCUGUUGUAAUGCAGCUACUUGGAAGACAGGGAAACUUGCAGUUUGACAAGCUGACAAAAACAAAAACAGUAGAAACAUUAAUGGGAAAACUUCAAGAGUCUGGAUUAGAAAGGCUUGCUUCAUGGUGCAUAGAGUGUUUCAAAAAUGGAAGUGUAGGCAACACAGAAGAUGGAAAGCCAUCUUUGAGAGAGGUAGAUGUCACAAGAAUGUCAAUCCUCAAYCAGAUCCUGUUAUUGAGCAAGAAGAAGAACCUUGACCAUUCUGGCCCAUGGAGAAAGAAAAUUAUAUUUUUUCUGAUUGAAACGGCAUACUUUGAGUUAGGAGAUAGUGGCACACUAGGCAACAAAUUGGCUCCCUUAUCCAAACAAGUUAGAGAUAUAUCUGAACAGCGCUUGUUUACUAUCAUAAAGGAUCUUGGUACACCUCAAGGAAGACAAGACAAAGAAUCUAAAACCAAAACCAGUGACAAGGGAGACGAAAAGCAGCAAUGGAUGUUCACCAUCAUCAAACACCUCAAGGAAUUGCUUGCUUCUGAUGACUACACUGUGUCGUCUCCUUCAUGGACAGAAAAUGCAAAGAAAAUGUUUGAACAGUCAGUAAAAGUGAUAACGAAGAUUCAUAAAAAGCAUCAAGAUGGGACGAUAACCCCUGAAGAUGAAGCAUUCGAACUGCUGUUGUCUCACAUGGUUCUACAGCUUUUUACGGAACCCAAACAAGCAACUGAAAUACUKGAAGAACUGAAGCUAUGCUACAAAAAUAGAAAUGAAAAAGAAAAGGGACAGCAAUCCUCUGAUGAGCCCCAUUGGGUUGAAGUCCUUACUGAGAUUCUUCUCAGUCUUCUGACACGCCCAUCAAACCUGCUGCGGCAUGUUGUGGAUGAAGUGUUUACAGCUAUUGUACCUCACCUGACACAAGAUGCUCUUGGUAUUAUACUGCAGGCUAUUGAUCCUAAGAAUGUUGGUGAAGAAGAAGAUGAAAACCUUGAAGUGAUUGAUGCAUCAGAUGAUGAAGACAUGGACUCUGAAGAUGAAGAAGAGAAGGAUGWUGAUGAAGAUGGUGAUAAUGUUGAUGAUAGCAGUGAUGACGAUGAUGAUCCAAGUGAUGAUGAUGAAGAUGAUGGUAACGAAGUUGAUGAAGCAUUCAGAGCUGAAGUCCAGGAAAGUAUCGAUGAUGAAGACUUAGAUGAAGAUUCAAUGAUGCAGCUAGAUGAUGCAUUAGCUGCAGUAUUCAAGACAAGAGCUGAAGYCACAAAAGAGAAAAAGAAAAAGAAAGAUAAAUCAAGAACCAUCCUUCAUUUCAAAUUAAGGGUGUUAGACAUCAUAGAGAUCUUCAUUAAGAAGCAGUCGACCAACCCAUUAGUUCUGGAUCUUGUUGAGCCAUUGUUAUCACUAGCAUGGACAACACUAAAUGUCAAGGAUUACCAGACAUUAGGGGAACGCGCACAAGGGAUAUACAGGAACAAACUGUGUGCAAUCAAAGAGCAUCCGUCAUUGACUGAUAUUAAAGCCGAUGAAAUACACUCCUGUCUGGAUACUCUAGUACACAAAGCUAUGUCAGCACCAUCACUGAAUAUAGUAACUCUGGUUACACGAGGCUGUAUGCUUUUGAUUCGAGUGUUGAAAGGAAAAGCACAGGGACAACCUGAAUCAUCUGCAAAGAAAAGAAAACAUGAUAAUGGAUUGCAAGCAAAAGAAARUGUUGGUGUACUUGAUGUUCCAAGAGUAGCUGCUUUGUUUAAAGAAGCUCUGAAAGAUUUCAUGGAGAAAAGUUUCUUGGCUGGGAGCUGGCUCCAGAAUUAGCUAAAAACAUUGACAGUGCUGUAAACAAUUUUAGAAAGAGUCAGGCAUGUGUGAUGUUAACCUCACUCGUUUCUUACAAGACAUCUUCAUAUGAAGAAAACCUGAAGAAAUURGCCCCAUAUUUACAGACCACCUUAAAAUCUAUUCUUGAAGAAAGUACCAAACCUGAUACAACACUGAAAGCCAAGCAUUUCAAAGAAGUUCUAAAGCUGAUGAAUAGAUUUUACAAAGAAGUCAAUGUGCUGAACGAGGAAAAGAAGGUAAUUGACUCCAGCUCAGUUAUGGCGGGAUUGCAGAAAGCAUCGGAAGGUGUUCUGRCUGGUAGAUCACAGGAUAUCAAAUCCACUUGUGCGAGACUAUUAACACUACUACAAGGGUCUUCAGGGACAGCACAAGAACACAGCCAACCCAAAAAGAAGAAACUAAAGAAAGAAGCUCRACCCAAUGGAACCCAGUCUAAUGUCACGACACAGUCUUCACCAAAACAGAAAGAAAAGAAGAAAAAGAAAAAAGACAAGAACAAAUAAAUUAAACCUCUACGACUUUGUUUUACUUCUGGAUUUUUWAAGACAACAUGUAAAAAUUUCCAAAGAAUGAAUAAAAAUAAAAGAUAUUCAAUCAA
Messenger RNA from Actinia tenebrosa (Australian red waratah sea anemone), 3630 nucleotides. Its product is annotated as myb-binding protein 1A-like protein. The record is from RefSeq and is a predicted model, not a curated record. Gene Ontology annotation, cellular component: nucleolus. Gene Ontology annotation, biological process: regulation of DNA-templated transcription. Gene Ontology annotation, molecular function: RNA binding; sequence-specific DNA binding; transcription corepressor activity. NCBI's taxonomy places the organism in Eukaryota, Metazoa, Cnidaria, Anthozoa, Actiniaria, Actiniidae.